UAUUGUCACUGUCAGUCUGUCAAUGAAACGUCAAUUCGUCAGAAUUAAUUCGUCAUUCAUUUACAAAAUUCAAUCCAAAUUAGAUAAUUUAAAAUUGUAACUAGAUAAUAAAUUAUCCAAGCUGGCAUCAAGAAGGAUUCUUUUCGUGGGCAUCCACAGCUUUUCUCCGACCUUGUCGUAUCGCGCUCCAUUUAAUAGGUUAGGAUUUAUGUUUCAAGUUUGAAAAAGUAUAACUUUUUAAAUCUUUUGUGUGCUUUUAGUACUUUAGUGCGUUCUGUGCUCGUAGACUAUUUACCCUAGUGUUUAAAAUUUGAGUCUCAACCGUCGCUGGCACUCCAACAUGACGUCACCGCAAUGCUCGCCGCGGCACCCGCCGGGGCGGAGCGAACCUCGCCCCCCGCCCGCCGCGCCCGCGGUCCUGAAGAGAUACGACGACAUCGUCAAGUCGCAGGAGGAUAAGCGGGAAUACAGAGGCCUGGUGCUGUCAAACCACCUCAAAGUCCUGCUGGUCAGCGACCCGACCACAGACAAGUCGGCUGCGGCGCUGGACGUCAACGUUGGCUAUUUGAGCGACCCCGCCGAGCUACCAGGGCUGGCGCAUUUCUGCGAGCACAUGCUCUUUUUGGGCACUGAGAAGUAUCCAGAGGAAAACGAGUACAACAAGUUCCUAUCAGAACACGGGGGCUCAUCCAACGCUUCUACAUCAUCCGACCACACCACCUACUACUUCGACGUACUACCAGCACAUCUGGCCGGCGCUUUGGACAUUUUCGCCCAGUUCUUUAUCGCGCCUCUUUUCACGGAGUCGGCCACCGGUCGCGAGCUGUCAGCUGUCAACUCUGAACAUGAGAAGAACACUUCUUCUGACACGUGGCGACUGGACCAGCUCAAUAAGAGUACAGCGCUGCCUACGCAUCCUUUCCACAAGUUCGGCACUGGCAACCGGGAGACCCUGGAGACCAUUCCGAAGACGAAAGGCAUCGACGUGCGAACAGAGUUGCUGAAGUUCCACGACCAGUGGUACUCCGCCAACAUCAUGACCCUCGUCGUUAUGGGGAAAGAAUCCUUAGACGACCUAGAGUCCAUGGUGGUGCCUCUCUUCUCGGCGGUCGAAAACACUUCCGUCGACGCGCCCACCUGGCCCGAGCAUCCGUUUCCGCCGGAACUGCGCCGGAAGCGCGCCUACUGCCUUCCGGUUAAGGACCUGAGGUCUUUGUCCAUUGACUUCCCGAUCCCGGAUACGAGGAAGCAUUAUAAGAGCGGGCCAGGCCACUACCUGUCUCACCUGCUGGGUCACGAGGGCCCCGGCAGUCUGCUGGCAGCGCUCAAGGCUAAAGGUUGGUGUAACAGCUUAGUAGGUGGUACGCGUAUCGGCGCGCGCGGGUUCGGUUUCUUCGGGGUGCAAGUGGACCUGACUGAAGACGGCGUGGAGCAUAUCGAUGACAUCAUCACUAUGGUAUUCCAGUACAUCUCAAUGGUGCGAGCGGCUGGCCCGCAGCGCUGGGUGUGGGAGGAGCAACGUGACCUGAUGGCCAUGGAGUUCCGGUUUAAAGACGCGCUGGAACCCAGAAGCUUGGUGACGGGACACGUGCAUUUAUUGCAGGAGUUCCCAAUGGAAGACGUACUAAGCGCGUACUACUUGAUGACGGAAUGGCGUCCGGAACUGAUUGAAGAAUUACUAGCGUUGUUAGUGCCUGAAAACGUUAGAGUGGGCGUCGUGGCCAAAUGCUUCGGCGAUAAAUGCACACAGACAGAACCGUGGUACGGGACCAAAUAUCUGCAGGAGGACAUCGAAGAAUCCAAAAUCAAUGAGUGGAAGUCCGUGAAACUGAAUCCGGACCUACGAAUGCCGCCUCCCAACGAGUUCAUACCGUCACGUCUACAGCUGGAGACCGGUGACGAUCCGACACUGGACGUCAUAGCGCCCGCCAUCAUCAAGGAUACGCCUAUGAUGAGGAUAUGGUUCAAGAGGGACAACGAAUUCCACCUGCCCAAAGCCAUCCUCACGUUCGAUCUGGUUAGCCCCCUAGCAUACGCGGAUCCUCUCAACUGCAAUCUGACAUCAGUAUGGGUGUUGCUCCUUCGGGACGCCUUGCAGCAAUUCGCAUAUGCCGCAGAGUUGGCGGGCCUUCGGUGGAGCGUGGGAAACGCCAAGUGUGGGCUCAGCGUAACCAUAGACGGCUACGACGACAAGCAGCACGUGCUUCUCGAGAAAAUAAUCGACCAGAUGGUGCACUUCAAGGCUGAUCCGCAGCGCUUCGAGAUCAUGAAGGAGAACCACGUCCGCGCCAUCAAGAACUUCGAGGCGGAACAGCCUUACCAGCACGCGGUGUACCAACAGGCUCUCUGCUUAUCAGACGUGGUAUGGACCCGCUGUCAACUCAUGGAAGCAGCUGAGCGCAUGACUCCAGAAAUGCUAGAUGACUUCGCGGCACGUAUGAUGAAGAAAGUCCACAUCGAGGGUAUGAUGUAUGGAAACAUCAACCGCGAGAGGGCGCUGAAGGUAGCUGACAUGUUGGAGGGCAAGUUACCGAAGGAUGCUACACCCUUGCUAGCACAACAACUGUUGCUGCAUAGAGAAAUUGAACUAGAAAAAGGUGUAUGGUACAUGCGCGAGACUUCGAACAGCGUGCACAAGUCGUCGUGCGCGUCGCUGUACUACUCGUGCGGCGUGCGCGCGACGCGCCCCAACGCCGCGCUGGAGUUGCUCGCGCAGACCUUAUCCGAACCGGCCUUCAGCGUGCUCAGGACCAAGGAGCAACUCGGCUACAUCGUGUUCAGCGGCGUACGUCGCUCCAACGGCGUGCAAGGACUAAGGGUGAUCGUGCAGAGCGACCGCCACCCUGCCUUCGUGGAGGAGAGGAUCGAAGCCUUCCUGCAGGGCUCACUGGAAUACUUAGAAAAGAUGACGGAUGAGGAAUUCCUAAAGCACAGGGCCGCGCUCGCGGCGCACAAGUUAGAGAAGCCUAAGCGCAUGUCUACCCGCGCUUCGCAGCUAUGGAGCGAGAUUACGGCACAGGUGUACAACUUUGACAGGCCGCGAGUGGAAGUGGAGCAGUUGAAUACGAUCACAAAAGAAGAGCUGAUACAGUUCUAUAAGAAACACAUCAGCGAAAACUCGGCCGACCGCCAGAAGUUGUCAGUGCACGUGGUAUCAACAGCGGAAGGCGGCGCCGGCCGCGACGGAGCCAACGACAAGGAAGAGAAGAAGACUGGGAAGGAGCCGGUGAUAAUCACAGAUCUGGUGGAGUUCAAGUCCCGAAGGCCUCUCUACCCCCACCCUAUUCCCUUCACAAACCUGCCUCGUAAGGGGGCGCAUUGCAAGCUGUAGGUGCCGCUAGUGGCGAUUGUCGACCUUAUUCGUAUAGACGUAAGACGCGUUACAGUGCAAUGCGGUACUAGCACAAUUAGUGAUAGUUUAGUUUCUCGUCACUAGAUGGCGUAAUUCUAAUACGAAAUCGCGUUUACGCUAAAGCCCGAUUUAUUUAAGUCUUAGCGGAGCGGAGACGUGUUUUCUGAAUUAUACAGAAAAUAGCACAAAUAAUUUUAGCGGAAAAUGGUUUCUUUUUAAUAGCACUAAUAAUUUAAAUGGAAAAUAUGUGUUUUAAUGACUGCUUUAUAUUAUUUUGAUUUGAUAAAUACAACAUGACACAUCGUGGUUUACGCUCGCAUUCACAAACAUUACUAUGAGGUCUCACAGUGCGCGUGGACGCACAGGUUGACACGAACCAAUUACAGAGCCC
Molecule: messenger RNA, 3743 nt
Organism: Ostrinia furnacalis (Asian corn borer)
Lineage: Eukaryota; Metazoa; Arthropoda; Insecta; Lepidoptera; Crambidae
Gene: Ide
Product: Insulin degrading metalloproteinase
Exons: 26
Coding region: 341-3331 (996 amino acids)
Biological process (GO): peptide catabolic process
Cellular component (GO): cytosol; mitochondrion
Molecular function (GO): metal ion binding; metalloendopeptidase activity
Source: RefSeq, a predicted model, not a curated record